Molecule: messenger RNA, 2676 nt
Organism: Cladocopium goreaui
Lineage: Eukaryota; Dinophyceae; Suessiales; Symbiodiniaceae
Source: the annotation of a GenBank genome assembly
CAGUUGCAAGAGGGCGGUUGAGUGAGUUGAGUGCAUCAGAUGGAUGUUACAUGAUGUUACUUCCGUGCUCCAGCCACUGACGGCUCAAAUUGCAAAAAACGAAGGUGCUGACUUUCAUGGACAGAUCCGCGCAGGAGCUGCCCCCUGUAGGCGAGAAGGCCCACAGCCGGGGUGCUCUGGGUACGUGGCAUGUUGCUGGCACCAAAUCCGGGACGACCGGGACUGGCUCGGCUCGUCACUGCGUGUGGUUGAAGGAGCUCAAGAAGCUGGGUGUGAGUCAAAGCGAUGUAUUGCUCCUCCGAGCGUCGAAUGGCAAACAGACCGUGGCAGCUUGCGAGGAGUGGCAUGCAAAUCGACAAGUUCAAGACAGAGGACUGCUGUUGAGCAGAUCUUGUCGCCAGUCUUUGGCAGCUGAGGAUGGAGACGAGCUUGAGUUGAUUGGCCAGUUCGAGGCAGAGAGCGCCACAGAAGUUCUUCUGGAGACAUCCAAUGUCUUUGUUGCAGCCUGGUCUUCUUUGGGAACAGGUUUUGAACUCAACAGCUAUUUGAAAGCUGUCUUGGACGGCAGCCUCCUGUUCAAAGGGGACGUUCGCCAUUUAUCCCUAAAUGGAGAAAUGUCGGAACUUAAGAUUUCUGAUGUCCAAGGGUCCAAAGCAGUUUCAAGUUCAGCACCCUGGCCGGGUCCAUGGUUGGUGGACUCGAACACAACCGUACAAGUGAAAGCCACAUCCAAAAAAACCGAUGGCGGCGGCCAGGGUGGCCAGGGCGGCCAGGGCGAGGCAGCUGGUUUUGCCCGGGUGGGCGGCCUUGCUGCUGUGAUCGAAGAACUGAAGGAAGCGGUUCAGCUUCCUCUCCAAAAUCCCGCUCUGUACCGCAAGAUUGGCGUCACACCACCACGGGGAGUACUUCUGUAUGGCCCACCUGGCACGGGGAAGACCUUGUUGGCCAAGAGUUUGGCUGAAGAGCUGGAGUGUCCCUGCGAGCUGCUGGCUGCCACUGAUUUAGUGGGCACAGGUUUUGGUGAAUCUGAGGAGAGGAUCAAGAAUGUUUUUCAGAGCUGUAGGCAGCAAGCCUCUGAUCGCGGCACUGGGGCGCUGCUGUUCAUCGAUGAAGUGGAUGCAGUUUGCCCCAAACGGGAUGAUGCCAGCGAGGUGGAGCGGCGGAUGGUUGCCGCAUUUCUGACAGCCCUGGAUGGCGUCCACAGCGGCGACAGUGUGGUGGUUCUGGGAGCCACCAAUCGGCCAGAGGCCAUUGAUCCUGCACUGAGAAGGGCUGGCCGAUUGGAGCGGGAAAUUGAAGUUGGGGUGCCCAACGCUGAGGAGAGACUGCAGAUCUUGCGCGUUCAUCUAUCCGCUUUGCACCACAACCUGGAUGACACCCAGCAGCGUGAGCUUGCUAGGAGAUGUCAUGGAUAUGUGGGAGCAGAUUUGCGAUCCCUCUGUACCACUGCAGCUCGUGCCACCCUCCGUGCUGGAAAAGACGUGGUGGAUUUGGAGAGUUGCUACGAUGCCUGUCGGCAAGUGCCACCUUCAGCCUUGAAAGAGCUGUUGGUGGAGGUGCCAGAAGUGCGGUGGGAUGACAUUGGUGGCUAUGAAAAGACAAAGGAGGCGUUGAAAGAGUCCGUGGAGUGGCCGAUCCAACACGGAUGGGCAUUUGAGUCCAUGAACAUGGAGGCUCCACGCGGCGUGCUUCUCUACGGACCCCCAGGUUGUUCAAAGACAAUGAUGGCCAAAGCUGUAGCCACAGAAACAGAGAUGAACUUCAUCUCCGUGAAGGGGCCUGAACUUUUUUCUAAAUACGUUGGUGACAGUGAGCAUGCUGUCCGGGAGGUCUUCCGCAAAGCUCGGGCGGCCUCCCCGUGUGUGAUUUUCUUUGAUGAGGUGGACUCCUUAGGCUCCAACCGUGAGGAAAGCGGCGGUGGGGUGGCCGCACGGGUCUUGGCUCAGCUGUUGGCUGAGAUGGAUGGCAUCGGUUCCGCAGGACGUCAUGUGGUGGUGCUGGCAGCAACCAACCGACCCCAGGCCUUGGAUUCGGCGCUCACCCGACCCGGUCGUUUUGAUCGCUUGGUCCAUGUGCCCCUGCCUGAUGAAGCGGCGCGGGAGGCCAUUUUCCAACGGCAACUGACGCGGAUGCGCUUCAGCUUCCAUGAGCUUCCCGUGACAGGGAGAUCAGAGGCUUCAUUACUGGCCUCCCACACAGCUGGGUAUAGUGGUGCAGAGGUGGUGAUGGUUUGCCGGGAGGCUGCAUUAUUGGCAAUCCGAGCAUCUAUUGCAGAUGGGAAGGGCGCUCUUCCUUGUGCAACAGCUAGUCAUUUCAAUCAUGCUCUGCAAGUGGUGAGACCGAGGAUAACUGCUGAAACCGUUCGCUUUUAUGAAGAUUUCGAGCGGAGUAUGCAACAUUCGUGAGAAUCUUCUGACUUGAAAAUAGCUUGUGGAACUGGGUUCAAUAAUGUGAAUGGGAACGUCUUAAGCUCCCCUUUAGCCCCCCCUGUAGCCUCUAUGUGAUAGGAAGUAUUUGCGGCUUGACGAUGCAGUGGAAAGACAUCCAUGCCAAGAGGCUAGAGUGUUGGUAGGCAGUGGCAUCAUGCAGAUAUUGGCUUUCUUGCAGUGCACUGCUUUGGUUGCAAGCAGCUAGCAACGUUGGAUCACAAGCAAAUAGUCAUUGUGGGUCACAGUG